Messenger RNA from Solanum dulcamara, 1446 nucleotides. RefSeq names its product probable protein kinase At2g41970. Gene Ontology annotation, biological process: protein phosphorylation. The coding region runs from base 24 to 1157 and encodes 377 amino acids. Gene Ontology annotation, molecular function: ATP binding; protein kinase activity. The transcript has 8 exons. The record is from RefSeq and is a predicted model, not a curated record. NCBI's taxonomy places the organism in Eukaryota, Viridiplantae, Streptophyta, Magnoliopsida, Solanales, Solanaceae.
CACCAAAAAUUGAAAACAGAACAAUGUCUUCCUCUUUAGAAUCAAAUCUUGUCAACUAUGGCUUCCUUAUCAUUAGUGCAAUUUUGUCUAUCAUCUUCCUUAGUUUCAUCAAGUCUAUCAUCAAUUUCAUCAAGCAUAGAUUCCAUUAUUCCCACAACCAAGCUAAUGAAGGAGGAGAGCCAAAUGAAGCUCCUCCUCAAAAAGUUAUAACAAUUGAGGUACGUCCAGACAUGUCGUUGGAUGAGAUAAACAUACUGACUGAUAACUUUUGGGAGAAAGCUCUGAUUUCUGAGGGAUCUUAUGGACGCGUUUAUGGUGCUAAAUUAAGCAAUGGCCAACAAGUAGCAAUAAAGCAAUUGGAUACUAGUUCUUCUGCAGAAUCAGAUACUGUCUUUGCAGACCAGGUACAAAUGGUGUCAACACUUAAGCAUGAGCAUUUUGUGACUCUGUUAGGUUAUUGCUUAGAAGCAAAUAAUCGAAUCUUGGUUUACGAGUUUGCAACCAUGGGCACAUUGCAUGAUGUAUUACAUGGUAAAAAAGGAGUAGAAAGUGCUGAGCCUGGUUCAGUUCUUACCUGGAAUCAGAGAGUUAAAAUUGCUUGUGGUGUAGCUAGCGGCCUUGAAUAUCUACACCAAAAAGUUGAACCGCGAAUUAUUCAUCACGAUGUUAGAUCUAGCAAUGUACUACUGUUUGAUGAUUUUAUAGCAAAAGUUGCUGAUUUCGACUUGACAAAUCAGUUCUCAGACGCUUCCACUAGAGUUCAGGAGAGUUAUGGCUACCAUGGUCCAGAGUAUGCCUUGGGAGAAAAGAUAACAGACAAAAGUGACGUUUAUAGUUUUGGAGUUGUUCUCUUAGAGCUGUUGACAGGAAGGAAGGCAGUAGAUUAUACAAUGCCUGAAGGGGAACAAAGUCUUGUCACAUGGGUCUCUGUCCGCUUGGAAGAUUAUUCUUUGCUCCUCAGAAAAAAGGCAACUCCACUAUUAAGUGAUGACAAAGUGAAAGAGUGUGUUGAUCCAAAACUAAAUAAUGAGUACCCUCCAAGGGCAAUUGCUAAGGUGGCAGCUCUUGUAGCACUUUGUGUCCAAGAAGAACCACUUUUCCGACCAAACAUGGCAAUUAUGGUCAAGGCACUGCAGCCACUUCUCAAUGCAGACUAAACCAGGAUCAGCGCCUUGUUCUACAACAUACUUGAUUGGAACAAGUAGUCAGAGGUGGAUUCAAGAUUUAAGGUUUAUGAGUGUCUUAACAGAUACUGUGGAUCCGGCCCCCACAAGGAAGGGCUAAUUUUCAAUAUCAACAAGGUUGUGGUCUAAGUCAAGGAUUCUAGUACUACAGAUAAAAUGUUAUUUCUCUUCGUGUCGUCUUCUACAAGUUGAAACCAUUUCGAGAUUUUGCUGUAACCCAUUUUUUUCUGUUUUUUUUUAAUAAGAAUGAUACUUGUACAAA